This is a messenger RNA of Gasterosteus aculeatus aculeatus (three-spined stickleback), 6686 nucleotides long. It is a transcript of the gene fgf7, whose product is annotated as fibroblast growth factor 7. The record is from RefSeq and is a predicted model, not a curated record. Gene Ontology annotation, molecular function: growth factor activity. NCBI's taxonomy places the organism in Eukaryota, Metazoa, Chordata, Actinopteri, Perciformes, Gasterosteidae.
CAAUAUUGCAUUUCUGGACACAUUUGAUCUGCAUGAAACGACGUAAGAGCUGUAAAGAAUAUGCAGGAAAAUAUUUAGUGAGAUUAAGUGCUAAACCGUGUUUGGUGAGAUUGAGUUUCUCUAAACGUGAAAAUGUUGAAUGUCAUGGAUUCAUAGGCUUGACUGAUGGGGAUAUUUCUUUCGGGGGGCAUGAUAUUGGCUGGACAAGCAAAGCGGUCUAUUUCUGAACUAUUUCACUUUGAACAGAACUGGAAAGUUUUCACCAACGCACCGCUGUGAGUUUGUGUGUGAGUGUGUGUCGGGUCCACAGUGUGUGUACAAGCGUGCGUGCGUUUGGAAGCUAGUUAAAAAUACUUGGAGCCAAUGUUGUGAGGCUCCAUCCCGAGAGAUCGCCAAUUAUCAAGGAAUUUAGAAAGCAAAAGAUUAACCCAAACAGUCUAAAACAGUGCUAAUAAUAGACUGACCUUCGACAUGAUCCAUUCUCCCACCAUAAAUGCAGUCAUAUCACUACAAGACGGGGUAAAGAGCACACACACACACACAAACACACACACACAGCGGCUCUUCUCUCUCCAGGAAUGCUUUUAGAGUGUUGAGAGCAGACACCGUGUGAAGGCAGAUGUCUCCGCAGUAAUAGUGGAAACUCUUAUAAAUUCUUAAUCCUGAUUUUAGUGCUAACACUCCGAGAGGUUCUUGAUAACGGUGAUGAAUCACAUCGUAAUAUCAGUGUCCUGCAAAGGAAGGAUUGGAACCAACUGCGUAUCUGGUGAGCGUAUGGGGAAAUUGCAUGAGAAUGUUUUUUAUGAAAAACAAGUUCCCAGAAGAGAAAAGAGAAGGAAGAGUCACCUCAAAAAACCUCACACACACCUAAACUGUCCAAAUAGUGGAAAUGCAUUAAUGACACAUAUUGAAUUAGUCUGAACUACGAAGACGGAACAUGGUUGGCGUUUGUUAAAACCUUACUCUCAACUAUAAUGUAAUCUAACAUCCAACAUAACAUCUGUGAAAUAAACUCAAAUCAGGCAGAAAAAGAGAAACGGAGAGUAACAAAUUGUACAUUUUAAGUGAACUCGGGACCAGAGCGUUUCCUUUGCUACUGUAAACUCCAGACAGCGUGUGGGCCUUUGAUCCGUGAAGGGCAGCAGGCAGUAAAACAAAGUACUACCUGCAGACACCAGUAUUCAAGUCACAGCAUGCUAGUAGCCUUACAGUGCUGUUAUUAUUCCCUACUUUGCAAUCUUCAAUUUAUACUUUACUAAAAAGUAAAGUACGGCAAAGACAUUGUUAAAACAUAUGUUUGAGGAAGUCGGUCUUCAGGGGUAUGAUUGUACAAUAUCAGAGCCCCAGAGCUCCGAUGGAUGUCAAAAAGAAAUAUCUGGGUUUGACAGAAUACAAAAAUAAGAUACAUUUGACAAGCAAAACAAAAGACGACUUUGCUCGGGAAAAAAAAAAAUAGUGCUUCGUUCAGAAGAUAAAAGUUGAUUUGAGGUUAAAUAAAGGUCACCUUGCUGAGCCCAAACUGCUUACAAGAAGUGAGAGUACAAAAACUCAAAACGUCAAAGAGGGUUUGAAGUCUGCCACGUUUUGUCAUCAUAAAAGGUCAAUGUUGGCGUCCUUAACCUGUGUCCUCAGAGCUGUAAAAAAAAGACUUGGCUGUCAAUUACACCAGCGAAGCUGUUAAACGAUUCCAGGCGCCCUCUGAGUCAGACUUCACUUCCCAUCAUGCUCUGGGUGAGCACCAGGGUCGGCAUCCGAUUGGACAUUCUGAGAGAACAUCAAAACAGAAAAUGACCUCAACUGUAAAGCAGCUUUUAAAAGCGAGAGAAAACAAUGCCGCUGCCAGAUGAAGAUAUGAGCGUGUAUCAAAGAGAGCCCUCUUCAGGAAAGAUUCCAAGGAGGCUCGAUACACCAAACGACUGUUUUUGGCGCAAAGCUGUGGGAUUGUGUGUCUCCCCAAAUCUCCCCCAUAACUAUCACCUCCGGCCCCGUGUCCAGGCGUCUGUUUUUGCCGCAAAAAAAACACCGGAUGGCUUUUAAAAAGGUUUAUAUGCCACAGGUUUCUUGACAAUAAUAACACCACUGCAAUAGACGUCCACCGCUCCUUUUCUUUUCGUUAUCUCUAGCGGCUACUAUCUAUUUGUGUAACAUUUUCUCUAGAUGAUCUGGAUGGUCACCACUCAUCCUGCAAACUAAAGCACAAACAUCCACAAGCAAUAAUCUAUUGGAACAAUAUAUUCCCACAAAUAGGCUUUUCCUUCUUGGUUAUGGUCCAGUUUGACCUAAAGUCCAGGAUGGACAAAACAAGCCCUUUUAAAAGACAUUUUGAAAAGAUCAGAGCGUCUGCACAAAUAAGGAGACGUGCUUUGAAAAAAGACGGCCGCAUGUUCUGUUUCCUCAUUGUGAACAAUUCAAAAGAAGAUGCUGGUGCUGAGGAAAUCAAAGACCCGUUGACAUCUCUGGCAAAGGACAGAAUAAAGCCCUCGUCCAGGGAGGUCGUUCCUCAGCUCCCGCUGUUAGUUUGGACCUGUGACGUCCCCGUGGUCGCUCAAUCUCCCGCACUGGCACAGGGGUCGGUCCUCCAAGGCCUCCACCUGUCACCCAACCAACAUGGCGCCGUAACCCACCACCACAGAUCCAUGCAGGCAGUCCCCACGGGGACCGCGCAUUGUUUGGGAGCAUGACCAGAUCUUGCUAGGGACCCUCCGGGCGAGGCCACUUAUUUCGGUCGAGGCCAAUUGGAAGGCUCCUUGAGACGCUUUGCCUGGCUUCUGUCCGGGAAGCAAUUGGCCUCAACGGACUCCUGCCAGGUGCUGCUCGCCCCCCCGAUCCCACAGCUCCUGGGGGGGUUGUCACAGAGACCCCCUCGCCAUGAGAAAGUUUCACAUUCACGGGGGAAAAGCUUCAGCAGAAUUUUCAUAAAGUGACCACCCGUGGGGAAAAACAUUGAGUUCAAACAACGUAUGGCCUGUAAAGUAGACAUGUGGGAUCAUUUUAUAUACGUUGAUUGUGACUUUGCGGUCACUUUAAUGUCUGUAAUAUCUUUUAUGAGGGGGACGCCUGGAGUGACACGUUGAGGGAUGUUUUCAUUGCGUCCAAAAGACCGAGGUGAUGGAAGGGACAGAUGAACAGACCGGAGUGACGCCUCAUAUAUCAGGUCUUUACGACCCCGGUUUGGAGAUGAGAAGGAGACCUGCUCAGGCCAGAAGUCCCUCUCUCUCCCUCUCUCAGGCCUGCUUCUCUGACCUCCACAGGGGAGCGUGUCAUUAGGGCCCAUAUAAACUUUUGAAGUAGUGAGUCCAAGGAAAUGCCUGGCCUGUCAGGCAAUAAAUUGUGACUUUAAAUACCAAACACCAAAAAGUGCACGACCCCUGACACAGAGAUGACUAGGCAGUUAUGUCUUCUGUUUUUCUCCCCGUGGAUGGAUACCUGCCAGACGUAACUUAUUGCUUCCCACUAUUACACUCAUGUGAGACACACACUUAGAUCGAGAACCGAGGGGCUUCUUUGAAGUUUCCUCCUCACUCGAGUCAGUAAAUCCUGACGUGUGAUUCCGUGCAGCUGAAUGAAACCGCUAAUUGAGAGUGACAUCUGAAAUGAUAGCGGAGGAAUUCUUUGAAGCGCCGUCCUCAGCGCAAACAUCUUAGCCAACGUGAGUCAUUAUGAGAAACUGGCGCGAACCCCUGCGAGCGCGGGACGCUUCUUGGAAAAGAGCUUGUGGUAAGUUCUGCGAGGGUGAGCGUGCAUGCAAUUGUUCUUAAAGUAUUCCGGAGUGCAUACCGAGCACAGUCUGCCGCUCCAAGUGUUUAUAGCUCCCUCUCAUGUCCUGUGGGUGAGUGACGGCCAAAGGCAGGCAGAGGGUGUUUCUCCAUUGCUUCUGGGCCAGGGACAGCUGACUGGUUGUGAUCUAAUUGCUCUCAAGUGAGGUCGGCAGGAGGCAUUUAUCUAAGCAGGCAGAGUGCACAGCGACAGCGGAGGAUGCACAGAGUCCGCUUGCCAGAAACAGGGAGACAUUCAUGGGAAUUGACAGAAGCUACCAGCUCUUGCUCAGAUUCCCUGCAUUGCGACUGAGAGAGAGUCCACAGCUUGUGGAACUGCACUUAAAACUCUGACGGAAACGAAACGAACCUCUAAAAACUCCUGUCAUCACCCAGGGCACAUUGGCAUCCAGCAUCACAUUUCUUGAAGUGGAUUAUGACGUCCUUUGUCGGACUAUGGUCUCAAGAGGAUGGAGCAUCCAGCGCAGACCGUCCCUGAGGACUAAAGAGAGACAUCGCCUCCUCAUAUCGUCGCGGGUCUCCUUCAGACUUCUUCAGCUCCCGCCAGGAAUACCCACCGCGAGAACAGGGACACCGGAGGUCACGAGACGAGUGCUACAAGUCAGGAAUCAGGAGGCCGCCGGCCUGAGGGAGAGCCCACGGAUCUCACAUUUAAGCAUGUUGUUCAUUGACCCCCACUGCAUUGUAUUAUAAUGCGCAAAUGGAUGCUGACAUGGAACCUUCCAAAUCUGUUCUCGGGACUGUACCUCCACGCGAUCUUCUUGUUCGGCAGCGUGCGCGUGGUCCACGGUGACUGCACCCCGGAGCAACUCACGGCCAUCACGAACUGCUCCAAACACGAGCGUCACACGAGGAACUACGACUACAUGGAGGGAGGAGAUGUGCGCAUCCGACAGCUGUUCAGCCGCACGCAGUGGUUCCUCACAAUUGAUGACUUUGGCAACAUCACCGGGACCCAAGAUCCCACCAACUGCCACAGCAUCCUGGAGAUCAGGACAGUGUCCGAGGGCGGCGUACUGGCCAUCAAAGGCGUGAAGAGCCAGUAUUAUAUCUCUAUGACGAAGGCGGGACAGCUGCAAGGCAAGAGGAUCUACAAUGAAAACUGCAACUUCAAGGAGGUUUUCCUAGAAAACUACUUCAACGCGUACUCCUCUGCCAAGUGGACUAAAAAUGGCAAAGAAAUGUUCAUAGCCUUGUCUCAGAAGGGAAGGCCGAUGCGAGGGAGGAAGACCAGGAGGGAGCACAUAGCGUCUCACUUCAUCCCCAUGAAGUGCAGGGAGGAGGAGAGGAGGGCGGACUGAGGACGCACAGGACUGAUGAGUUGUGUACGAUUUCAAUCACAUAUUAUAUAUGUUAACAGGCGCUAAACAUCACGCUCCACUCUGUUCGUUCUGUGAAAGUUUCAUAGCCUCCAUCAGAUAAAGACACAGUUAUCGGAUGGGCACAUUAAACUAUUCCAAACAUCCUCAAAUAGGAAGUUGAAAUGAGGAGAUAUUUAAAAAAUAGUGGUACACAGACUUAAAAAAAACCCCACAAAUGUCUACUCAGUGUUAUUGUUAUUUUGGGUUGAAUAUUAUAUUUCCUUAUAAAACAGUUAAGUGUUUUCUUAUAAAACAGUCACAUAUAUUACGCACAGUCAGGACUGUAACCUUUUCCAAAGACGAUCUACUCUCAGCCAGAUGAGCAGACCUGUGGGAUCAACCCAAAGGUCCAGAAUGGAGAUUUGUGCUGAAGCAAGCUGGACUUGUCUCUUUAUCUUCUCUUUUUUUUACUGGUACAAGUGCUCGGUGCACACAAAUCAGAGGCAAAAUAACCUACAAUAGCAUGUUCGGUAAAAUGAGAGUUAGUAGGACAAUCUGUUUGAGGACGACCUGCUUUGACCCCUUUGACUGGUCGAAGACAUUGCAGCUGCUCACUGAUUCCUUCUUCAUUAUAAAGGUGUGAUUUUGAAAUGCUAAAAUAUUCUGCUGCUGUUAAUUAAUUAAAAUACAAAGUGAAAAACAUACAAAGUGCUGUUGAUUAAUUAAAAUACAAAGUGAACAACAUAAUCAAUGUGAUGCAAUCUCUUUCCAUCAGAGUAAAUAACGCCACACACAAAUAUAUCACAUAUUUAUCAAUGAGGACAUUUCACAUUUACAUUUUUACAGAGACAAGAUCAGAAGGUCGUUUUAUUAUUUACUACACAUGAUCAAAUACGUUAUCAGCGGUUUGAAAUGUGUUAUUUGUAUUUAAAAAAACAAUUGGCUUAUUUGUCAGUGUCCUUAACGUGCCUUGUUCUACUUUAGUUUGUACUCACACCAACUCCUCUAUUGUGAAACACGUAAAUAUCCAAUCCUACUUUACACAUCCAGUAGAAAGAGAGAAGCACAGACAUAUUUUUGGAGUCAUUUCUUUCCAAUCAUCACAAGUCAUUUUUCCUUUUAUGGCCCAAUAGUUUUUCAGAAGUAUAUCAUCCGCUCCUUGACUUGCCAAAUGUCCUUAGUUCCAUCAGCAAGUCGUUAUUUCACAUCGGACACUUGGCGACGCGUAACCCACGUCUGCAAGCACCGGUGCCUUUUAGCGGGAAGCAUUUUCUUCAAUGUUUGUGUGAAAAAUAUUGCCACUUUAGGAAGAAACUCUGUAUAUGAACCAUGUCUUUCUUCUGCCAAGUGUGAGCGGCGAGCUCUGGAGUGGGAUGAAGAGGGAAUUGUAUUCUGCUGACACGCUGUGAUAGAAAUUCAACAAACCCUCAAUUGCUCAAUAAAUCCAAAUGGAGAAAUAAACAUGUUUUUUUUUUUUCUAUUUGCACGCGACCAUUAAUCAGAAAGAGGACCCUAUUAUUUAGCAACAGCUUUUGGAAUAGCAUCAUCUCAAGGGAUUUGACCUGUUCGGUAUGAUGAUGGAACUGUACAAUAAAAAAGUUUGAAAUAU